CGUUUCGUUCACAAUAAAUUGUUAUCGUCUAGUUAUGAAUUUGUAGCGGCAUAUUUAAAAAUGAUAACAAAGAAUAUGUACAUAUUGUGUUAGUAGUGUACUAAUUACUUUCGAAAUAAUACGUGUAGCCAGAUGUACCGUAAUAUUUUAAAAACCGACGAUUAAAAAUUUACGAACUAUUAAACAUUAUUUUCAAUGCAUAAUACCUUAAUUUAAUAAGUAAUUUAGAUAGAUGUUUCUAGGAGGAUUUUGUAAACGUGUAAAACAGUGUGCAAAUGACAUAGAUACAUAAUAAAUGAAUCAAAUGUCCAGAGAAGAAAUUGAUAUCAGACGACUUUUAACAAGAUGUGAAUUCAUGGCAAAAGAUGAUCCUCAUAAGGAUUGGAAGCUUGAAAAGUACAUCCUUGCUUUGGAUGAUAUGAUCAAACAAUUACAAACAUUACCACGUAAACCAUCUAAGGAUACCAUGAUGGGUUACAUUAAACGAAUAGAUUUCCUGAAGGGAUUAGUAAAUACAACUAAACUUACAAGUCCAGUAGAUAGAGUUGCAGCUGUACAAAUGUUACCAAAAAGUUCUACAACGUUUAAUGAUUCAAUAGGUCCAAAUAUAACAACCCAGAUACAUCAAAAAACUUCAGCAAAAUAUAAUAGAGAAUUGCGUGCUGAAUUAUUCCAUAGUGAUAAGGAAGAUGGUAUAAGACAAAGAUUAACUAGUACAAACAUGCAUGAUGAUGAUUUAGGUGCAAUUUUAAAAUAUAAUAGAAAUAUUCAAGAAAAAAUUGCUGAGAAUAUGCUUUCUAUGACUAGUAGCAUAAAAGAGCAUGCUUUAGCAGCAAAUGCCAUUAUAAAAAAAGAUAUUGGUUUACUUGAAAAAUCUGAUAAAUUAACUGAUGUUAAUACAAGUAAAUUAAAAACAGAAUCACUAAAACUGCAAGAACAAACACAAUCAUAUUGGCGGUGCUGGAUGUGGGUGAUGAUCGCAUUUGUUUUAGUUGUAUUUUUCAAUAUGGUAUUAUUUAUAAAAGUUGCAAAGAAGAGUAUUUAAAUUUGUAAAUACAUUUAUAUGUAUAUCUACAACUGACUUGGGUACAUGAGAGGUAGACCAUGUACAAAUGUGAAUAUCUUCAAUUCAAAUAAAAUCAUUAAAUAUUGUUAUUCUUAUUAUAAGCAUAUCUGUAUAUAUUUUUCAUGAUGAAUUUUCAUCUAUGUGUAUAUGUGUUGACUACACUUAGUCAAUAAUAUGGUAAAUUAUAAUAAAAAUAUAAAAUUUUUAAUUUC
Molecule: messenger RNA, 1278 nt
Organism: Bombus pascuorum
Lineage: Eukaryota; Metazoa; Arthropoda; Insecta; Hymenoptera; Apidae
Gene: Use1
Product: vesicle transport protein USE1
Exons: 6
Coding region: 296-1045 (249 amino acids)
Biological process (GO): retrograde vesicle-mediated transport, Golgi to endoplasmic reticulum
Cellular component (GO): SNARE complex; endoplasmic reticulum
Molecular function (GO): SNAP receptor activity
Source: RefSeq, a predicted model, not a curated record